AUGACUGAGGUUGCAAUUCAUCCCAGAGUUGCCUUACUUCGUGGAUAUCCCAAGCAAAGGAAAGGGUCGAGCCAACAGCCCUAUUCUGCCGGACUGUCCAAGCAUAUCGACUCUGUCAAACUCAACCGGAAAGUUCCAAACGUUGUUACUGAAUGGGCACAGACCCCUCGACUUUACAAACCGGCUAAACAGGAGAAAGAAUAUGACUUUACUCCUCCUUUUCGUCGGAAUAUUACAGAUUUUCAGGACCUGGAUAUUUCUACUUACCCAUCACCUUAUGAUAUCGAAGACACGGAACCUUCCGUCUUAGAUCAUGGAGCUAGUGAUACGCCGGCAAACGAGGACGAUACUCCUGCAGAUUCAAAGACCGAAAAUUACCUUCGAUCUCCAUCAUUCAUGCGUUCUCCAGAGGCAUGCCAGUCAUACGACAGAAAGUUUCUAAGCGAGUUCAUCAACCUUUGCACUGGCCAUGACACCUCCAGUGAAUACCCUCGUGGUCACCAAUAUGCCGACAGAAGUCAGGAUAAUGCACCAGUAACGCGACCUUCGUCGAGACUCGGAUUCAAUAGGGAGCAAUCAAGCGCGCUUGACUGCCUGCAGCACAUUGCAGCCAAGAUUGACGAAGAAAAACGAAGGGCAAUUUUGGGGAAGAGCCACCGUUAUAGACGAGAGGCGCUUGUAUACGGCGAAGACGACGAACAAGAUAUCACUGACUUAGGACUAACCUACUCCGACGAGGACGAAGAAGAGGACGUCAGACUGCUGUUUGCAAAAACAAUUAACAGUCUCGACUCUGUGAAUUACACUCCCUCACCCGGGACCACAUACGAUACUAUCCAAACCAUGAAGAGAUUCUGUGGUGGCACACGAUCUUACGGAAAGGAUGGUCCAUAUCCAUUGUCACCCAUUAAGCGAGAUACGUGA
Psilocybe cubensis is the source of this 924-nucleotide messenger RNA. RefSeq lists its product as uncharacterized. The transcript is spliced from 6 exons. The record is from RefSeq and is a predicted model, not a curated record. NCBI's taxonomy places the organism in Eukaryota, Fungi, Basidiomycota, Agaricomycetes, Agaricales, Agrocybaceae. The coding region runs from base 1 to 924 and encodes 307 amino acids.